AUGUAAGGUCAAAUAAAGAGCGAGAUUAAAUUCCUUAAAGAAUUAAAUGAAAUAGAAGCAAUCCCUAAAUUAAUACAUCAACUCCAGAAAAAAAGUAUGAACCAUUUAAUCAAUUUAAAAGUUAUCUUAUUCUGCCACUCCUACAUAGUAGCUUACAGGUUUUGGUUAAAUCUUAAAAAAUAUCCUUAUUUUUUAUUUUGGCUAUUGGAUUAAGUCUUAUUGAGACUUUAGAAAAAGUGCAUUGAAAAAAUAUCUUAUCAAUCAGUAAAAUAUUUUGAUAUCACAAAAAAUUCAAUUAAAUUUAGAGGAAAAAUUUCUUGAGCCUGGAGUUAUUUAACUAAUUGAUUUAGGCUUAUCAUAAUCAAUAGGAAAUUCAAAAUUCUAAGAAAAAAUAUUAUUUGGUUCGUUAAAUUUUGUAAGCAGAGCAUUUCAUAAAGAUGAAUAAUUAGGGUAUAAAGAGGAUUUAGAAAGUCUAUUCUAUGUGUUAGUAUAUUUGAAAAAUUGUAUUUAUAAUCAUUUACAAUAGUUAAAUUGCCAUGCUCUUAAGAAUCUUCAAAGAAUUUAAGAGUGUGGAUAAUAAAUUGAUUGGAGACAUGAAAAUUCCCUCCUUAAAACAAUUACAUUAUCCUAAGAAUUCCCUCCUAAAUUUUUUAAAUUUAUGUCUUACAUUGAUGAACUUAAACCUAAUUAAAUGCCAGAUUAUUCUUUCAUAAAAUUUUUGAUUAUAAAAAUGUUACAAAAAAUUUAUUUAAAUCCAAAUUCAAAUCAAUAUUGA
Molecule: messenger RNA, 775 nt
Organism: Paramecium sonneborni
Lineage: Eukaryota; Ciliophora; Oligohymenophorea; Peniculida; Parameciidae
Source: the annotation of a GenBank genome assembly